This is a messenger RNA of Durusdinium trenchii, 1581 nucleotides long. The record is from the annotation of a GenBank genome assembly. NCBI's taxonomy places the organism in Eukaryota, Dinophyceae, Suessiales, Symbiodiniaceae.
AUGGCUCAGCGCCAUGUCGCUUCGCAGCCCUAUCCCUGGCCAUUUGAUGGAGAUCUUCGUCCAGAGAAUACCGCCUUGCUGGCCAUUGAUAUGCAGACAGAUUUCUGUGGCAAAGGGGGCUAUGUGGACAGCAUGGGGUACGACAUCUCGAUGACAAGAGCACCCAUUGAGCCAUUGCGCUUGGUGUUCGAAUCUUUCCGGAAGCAGGGGUUUCACAUCAUCCACACACGAGAAGGCCACAAACCAUCAUUAGCAGACUGCCCAGCUAACAAGCGCUGGCGGUCACGGCAGAUUGGUGCAGGAAUCGGAGACCCGGGGCCCUGUGGUCGUGUGCUGGUGCGUGGCGAACCUGGAUGGAAUCUGAUUCCUGAGUUGCAGCCGACUGAAGCUGAGGAAGUCAUUGACAAGCCGGGCAAAGGCUCUUUUGUGGCAACAGAUUUGGAUUUGAUCCUCAAACAGAAGCAUGUCAAGAACCUGAUUCUUACUGGAAUCACCACAGACGUUUGCGUCGGCACUACCAUGAGGGAAGCCAACGAUCUCGGCUAUGAGUGCUUGCUAUUGUCAGACUGCACCGCAGCGACGGACUAUGGGAAUUACAUGGCCACCUUGAAGACAAUGCAACAAGCUGGAGGAGUCUUUGGUUGUGUGGCAGCCGCUGCUGACUUGCUCAAAGCCAUUGGCGAAAAGGUGCCAUUUGCCAUCGAAGAGUCCCUGAGCGACGUCGACCUUGGAGACGGACUUCGUGUCAAGAUGCCCAAAGCCCGAGACCAAUGGAUGCCAACAUCGCUGGCCGAGACCAUGGUCGCCCCGCAGAUGGGCACGAAGAAGGGCUUCGUCCAGGCAGAUCCAUACUUGUGGCCAUUCGAUGGCCAGCUGAGAAAGGAAAAUACUGCUUUGCUAUCAAUCAACUUCCAGAAGAGUGUCUUUGACCCUGAGGGCGACUUUGCCAAAUCUAACAUGCAGGAGGUGCUCCAGAAGUCUGCAGAAGUGCUACAGAUGAUGAGAUUCAAAGGAUUUCCAGUGCUACAUAUCCGAACGGGUCAGGCAAAAGAUCUCUCCGAUACUUCCAGGCGGGCGGCAUGGCGGCAUGUGUCUCAGACACCUCGAAGACCUGGCCCCUUGGGGCGCUUGGUGCGAGGUGAUCCAGGCUGGGACUUUGUACCAUUAAUGGCAGCUCUGCCAAAAGAAGCUGUGGUCGAGAAGCCAACGAUUGGGGCCUUCAGUUUCACUUCGCUGGAACUUCACCUGCAGUCUCUCGAUGUGAGAAAUCUGGUGAUCAUCGGGCUUCCAACCGAUGUUUGUGUUCACACAACCAUGCGGCAAGCCAAUGAUCGUGGAUAUGAAUGCAUACUCUUAUCCGACUGCACCGCUGCUGCUUUUUCAGAGACAUAUUAUUCAGCCUUGAAACAGAUCAAAAUGCAACAUGGAGUGUUUGGUGCAGUGGCCGACAGCACGGCUUUGCUGGAGGUACUUGGAGAAUACGGGCUUUCACAUGAAGCUGCUCCAGACCGUCCUUCAGCUCCCUUGAAUCCAGGUGUGAACGUUGAGCCCGACAGCAAGCGUUUGAGGAGCGCGAAGUGA